GCGCGGCUAGGAAGGGUGAGCAAAGAGCCAAUGAAGUAGAUGAGGGAUCUGGCUGUGCAGAUCAUCGAGAAAGAAGCUGAGGAUGAACCCCGGCUCGGGGUACUAGGACGCGUCGGGUGGACGCGCUUCUCCCUUAUCCUAGCACUUACCUUUCAUUGCGAUGGGACCGGGUACUGCACACGCUGCAAAGAGGCGCCAUCUAUUGUCGAUUUGCCUUGUACGAUGAGCAUGACGGGCUUCCAUGAAAAUGUCGCGUUGGUGAGGCGGUCUUGCUUACCAGCCUGCUAGAUCCGUGCGAUAUACGUGUUGAGCGAUCAUUAUAGCGCAUAGGUCAUCGCUCGUAGCACUUGUCGUUUGAGGCUUGAACUAUCGUCAGUACUAAGCAGCGAACACUCACUAAUUCUGCCGGCGCGAACUCGUAAGGGAGAAGUAGACUGAUAGGCUGUACCCGUGCCGGUUAUCAUAACGGCAAGAAAGUGUGGCGGGACUGCGCAAGGACACGCAGCCUCACACCGGCUCGAAGACCCAGACGGAGAUUAAAGGCUGUGGUCACCGACCCC
Schizophyllum commune H4-8 is the source of this 560-nucleotide messenger RNA. RefSeq lists its product as uncharacterized. The coding region runs from base 40 to 288 and encodes 82 amino acids. NCBI's taxonomy places the organism in Eukaryota, Fungi, Basidiomycota, Agaricomycetes, Agaricales, Schizophyllaceae. The record is from RefSeq and is a predicted model, not a curated record. The transcript has a single exon.